AACGCGCAUGCUCACUAUAUUGUUUCGGCUCGAAUGUCACGAAAUUCGAACUUGCAAUUCUUCUUUUAAAUCAUCUCCACUUUGUUGUAAGGUAAUCAUCGUUUUUAAUUCUAAGAUUGUUGCAGUUGUUGUUACUUGUUCAUGCAACGUUAUCUGUUUUUCCCACUGUCUGUCAACGUUUCAUUCGAAUGAGGAAAAGGAUGCAGGGCCAGGGAUAAAAUUGGAGAGCAGCUCGCUCGUCAAGCGGAUCAGGGCGUGCAGCUGAGCGGGGAAAGUCCCCGUGUCAAGUGGCAUCCAGCUUCAAAGCUCAACUCGCGUGGUGUCAAGACAAGUAGCUAGAGAGAAGCAAUCAUGCCACCUCUUACCCUCUUCCUCAACGAAGACGUUACAAAACUCCUUCACAACAAGUAUGUUGUUAUCUUGGGAGAUUCCAUCCAGCGAGGGAUCUACAAGGACCUUGUUGCUCUGUUACAGGGUAAUGAAUACCUGUCAUCGCAAGAUCUCAAGGCCAAGGGUGAGAAGAAGUUCAUGAAUGAUGUACUGAUGGAAGGAGGUAUUAUGCAUAAUGGCAUCAAUUAUAGAGAAGUAAGACAAUACAGGACCGAUUUUCAUCUAGUCAGGUUUUACUUCAUCACCAGAAUCUUCAACAAAUAUUGGGAGAACAUCAUCUUUCCAGACCUGCAGGGAGAGCCUGUGCCUGACGUGGUCAUCAUGAACUCUUGCCUUUGGGACGUUUCCCGUUACGGCCAAAAAUACUGCAUGACCUCCUUCAAGCGCAACAUAGAGACCACCUUCAGCAAACUCAACAGCAUCCUCCCGAUUGAAACUCUCAUCAUCUGGAACACCGCCCUGCCUGUAGCUCGUGAUAUCAAAGGAGGGUUCCUCCUUCCGGAGCUGAAGGAUCUUAGCAAGACCAUGCGCUUGGAUGUCCUCAAGGCAAACUACUAUGCCAAAGAGCUGGCGAAGUGCUACGAGAUUGACGUUCUUGAUUUGAACUACUUCUUCCAUAAUCAGAUGCAUCGACAGGUUGGGGAUGGUGUGCACUGGAACUAUGUGGCUCACCGGAGGAUCUCCAACUUGAUCUUGGCCCACAUCGCAGUGUCCUGGGGUGUUGGGUGUCCAAGAGGUAAGGAUUCAUUGAAGCUUCCUGAAAACCUCUACUUUGACUUUGAGACAGAAGAUGAAAAGGCUUCUCGGAAGGCAUUGGAGCAGGGCGACCGGAAGACUGAUUCACCAGCAUUCACGGAAACAAAAGAGAACAUCAGUCACUCCACAUCUAGCAAAGACAAACCUACGAGCACUGUUAGAUUGGAAGAAAAGUCUGGUGAGAAGUUGGCAAGGCCUUCUGAUGCUGACAACAUGAAAGAUUUUAACAAGGAUGAUGGUAGAUCUGUCUUGGUUUCUGAGGUGAAGGAUGACAAAGAUGGCAGAAGAUCACGGAGUCCAAUUGAAAUGAAUGGUCCAAGGAGUUCUAGAAGCCCCCUUGAACAAGAACGUCCACCAAGCCGUCCACCAAGCCGUCCUUCAAGCCGAUCUUCAAACCGAUCAGAAGAUCGGGCUGAUUCGGGUAAGAGGCACCAAGGAGACAGAUCUCCAACUCGUACCAACACCCCACCCCUUGGAGGAACGAGGCCUGCCCCUCUUGUAGAGCUUGAGCCUAUAGACAUUGGUAAUAUUCCCAAGGAUUCGCUUCCUUUGCCAAGGUCAAGACCAAGGUCACCAGGGCAUUCAUUCAAGAGCAGCUUACCAAGAGCCGGUGGCCGAUACCAGCCUUAUCCCAAUCAGAACAGCGUACAUCCAAACUUCUAUCCUCAAAACCAACCACAGUCCUGGCUUCCAAGUCGACCGAUUGCACCCCGUCCUUACUAUCCUCAGCCACAGUACAUGCCAUACCCAAAUCCACAAGCCUUCAUCCACCAAUACCCACAAGACGCUAGACAUUUCCUCAACCCAUACCAGAUGCCGAACCUUCAGUACGAUAACCGUAUGCGCCAGCGAUUGGCUGCAGAACGUAACCUGGAGGUCAUGCACGGCUUUUUGCAGGGAGAUGUGUACGGAUUGCUGUGAAAGAGAAAUCUCGACCAAAAAUGUGCAUCCUUUUUUUUCUCUUAAAAUGAUACUGAACACGUACAUGACAAUUUUUUUUGAUCAAAUUGAUGCCACGAGAAUGAACUUCUUUUCCGAUGAAUGGUCAACUUUUUUGCAAACUCAUGUGCCAUUUGAUUUAGGGUUAGAUCAGGGUCCCUUAACCCAAAGGUAAGCGAUUGAUUGUACACUUGAUUUUCACGAUUGAUUGUGCUUUGUGUUCAAUGCAAUCAAUUUUAAAGAUAUUUUUCCACGAUAAUUCCUAAGCUUUGUGUUACAGGUCCCAAGUCUUGCUUUAACUCCAAGGUGAUGAAGGCGAUUGCCGAGGGCGUCCAACUCGACUGUCUUAAUGCUCUUGAAAUUCCCUGUUACUAAUAGUGAUUCUAAAGCUAUUUUUCACGAAAUGGCCUUGCCAUCCUGAGAGCGUACUGUGAGGGCUGGAUUAGAUAAGCGCAUCUUUUGGGGGCAGAUCUCAUUUAUUAUUAACAAACCACUAGAAUGUGAAUGAGAUGCCAAUUUUUUUAGCAAAAAAAAAUAAUGAAACAAAGUUUAACUGCACAUCAGAAAUUUUAUUUGGAUUAUGGCAAAUAGAAUUCUUGGCUCUGAAAAAAAUAUAAUUACAAUAAAUGUAAAUAUUAAUCAACUUUUGCAUGUUUGUCGUUUGAGGGAUCAACGUCAGACUCAUCCAAUUACAAGUGAAAAUGAUCGGAUAAGAAUUACCGUAUUAGGGUAAUAGGGUCACAGGUCAUCCAUUGUUAUAUCUUGUUCUCCAAGCAUGGCUCGUCUAUGCAUAUGGGAGGGGCAACAUUUUUAUAGAUUUGGGAUUUUUAAGGUCAAAGGUCACAUGGAACAUUAUAUAUCUAAAAUUAUGUCUUAUGGUAAAUGAAGAACUACAUGUAUCUGAGGAUCAGUUUCAAACUUGUCUGAUAUAUGUAUAUUUGAGUAAGGAUGAUCCGAUCACGUACAUUUUUGGGUCACAAGAUCAACAAGGUCAUUUAAUUUGACGAUUUAAGAAGUUAAGUUUGUAAAAUAAUCUUUACAGUGGCAAUGUAUGAGGCAUACAUUUAAAUUCUGACUGUGUGCAUUGUGCAGUCAAGAAUCCGUCUAUUUUUUUUUUAACGAAACCAGUUGAACUUCCUAUUUAAGCCUGCAUUCACAAAAGUACUUAAACCACGUAUUAAAUCUUGAAGUGUGCCUGGCAAAUGUUACAACUCUGUUUGAUAUGUUUUUCUACAAACAUUCCUAUAUUGGUCUUUCUGAUAACUUGACAACAUGCUUUUUUAGAAAAAUCAUUUUUAAUCAUUGAUCAUAAAGACGUACUUCAUUGUUUGAGUAGAAAUAGAUCUGAUGAAUUGAACUUUUUAUAUUGAAAUUAUGUACUGUAUCACAUUUUCCUAUCCAUGGUUAUUUGACCUACAUGUGGUUAAAAUGAUUGUCUUUAUAUGUGGAGAGAAUUGUAAUUUGCUGUUCCUAGUAUUGUAAAGAGAGCUGGAAAAAACUAUAGUAAAGUAACAUCAAGGGACUAGCUAAUUCUUAAAGAUCUGGGGUCCGUUUCAUAAAACUUGUUACAAUAACAAAUUUACAAUAACAGUUAUAAGCCACUGAAAUCCUUCACUCUGAUUGGCUGAUAGUAAAUUUGUUAUAGAAAUCUUGCAUUUGUCAUUGUAACAAUGAAUAACAAUCCUUUAUGAAACAGACCCUGCAUUAUCCAUAGGAAGUAAAUUAAACUUUGCUGAACCCAGAAUUGUGAAAGGCUUGUGAUAAAGUUACAUCAGUGAAGCCAGCUAAAAUCUUCAGCUUACAUGGUGGGGAGAAGAUAUAAUUCCCUGAUCCCUGAAUUGUGAAUAGAAAUGGAAAUAACUGUCAUUAAGUUACAUCUUUGGAGUCAGCUCAAAUGGUGUCUCGGGAAAUAAUUAUACAUUUUUCCUUUAACCUCAAGUAUGUUUUACUACGGAGAGAUAGAUACCUUGUGAUUUCAACUUAUUAUGCAAUGUUUGGAACUUAAAAUAAUCACACAAGGAUUGUUUUCCGUAAAGUCUCUACACCCAUAAUGGUAUGUUUUCUGGAUAACCACUCAAAUGGUAUCUAAUUUCCCAUGAAUAACAUUGCUUCAAGUUAAUAUUACACUAAUAAAGUGUAAUCUAACUUCAAGGUGUACACUGAAAAUGCCUUAGUCACUAUUUUUUUUAACACUGCCUCAAAAUUUUAUUUAAACUAUGUGAAUUGUGUCAAAAGAUACCAAAGAAAGCUGACCAUAUUCUGUUAGCAGAAGAAAUCAGUUAUUACUUUACCUUGAUUACAACUCUCAUGGAUUUUGUCUUUAAAGGAACUUUUGAUUCAUCCUUAUGCUGCAUGUGUUUUUUUGUGUUAAAAUAGCUGUAAAUAUUACACUUAUUAAACACAAAUGGUAUAAAUUGCCAA
Molecule: messenger RNA, 4506 nt
Organism: Lytechinus pictus (painted urchin)
Lineage: Eukaryota; Metazoa; Echinodermata; Echinoidea; Temnopleuroida; Toxopneustidae
Exons: 5
Coding region: 352-2067 (571 amino acids)
Source: RefSeq, a predicted model, not a curated record